Molecule: messenger RNA, 613 nt
Organism: Sander lucioperca (pikeperch)
Lineage: Eukaryota; Metazoa; Chordata; Actinopteri; Perciformes; Percidae
Gene: ndufc2
Product: NADH:ubiquinone oxidoreductase subunit C2
Exons: 3
Coding region: 132-464 (110 amino acids)
Biological process (GO): mitochondrial electron transport, NADH to ubiquinone
Cellular component (GO): mitochondrial inner membrane
Source: RefSeq, a predicted model, not a curated record
UGUUGUGCCCGGACGUUUUAUUCUGUUGCACACCAUGCCCUUGACUUCCUACGAGAGGUGAUAGUCGACAAGUAAACGCAGGCGGCUGGGAGGUCACAUCAGUUUCUGAAUUGAAGGGGAAACUCGUCGUUAUGGGGUUUAUACCAGACCAGGGAAAGUCUCUCCCUCCUCCGGCAGUCGCCAACAGGAACUCGGUGUGGCUGGCCGGUGUAGGCUGGUGUUCCGCGAUGCUUCAUAAUGCAAUUAACCACAGGCCGCCGCUAAAAUCAGGGGUUCACCGACAAUUCCUAAUGGCAACAAUUGGUUGGUUCAUCGGCUACCACCUUACAAAAUAUGAAAAUUACACUUUCGCCAGACUUGAUCGAGAUAUGAACGAGUACAUCAGACUCCACCCGGAGGAAUUUGCACCAAAGGAAAAAAAGACCUUUGCAGAGAUUGUCGAGCCCUUCCAUCCUGUGCGCUAAGUGUCGGCGGCUGACGAGAAGGCGGAGGGGAGGGAGAGAGAAAACACUUGGCAGACUGCCAUCUGUCUUGAGUGGUGUUUUUGUGAAAUCUUUCUGUCAUUUAUUGUGUGAAAUAUAGUUAUGUAAAUAAAAACAAUACCCAUCUUCAA